This is a messenger RNA of Conger conger (European conger), 2440 nucleotides long. RefSeq names its product prokineticin 1 (gene prok1). The transcript is spliced from 4 exons. The coding region runs from base 1447 to 1833 and encodes 128 amino acids. NCBI's taxonomy places the organism in Eukaryota, Metazoa, Chordata, Actinopteri, Anguilliformes, Congridae. The record is from RefSeq and is a predicted model, not a curated record.
UGCCCAAUUAGUUACAGAGAAAGUCGGUUUGAGAUGCCAUUUGACAGUUAAAGGCAAGCCAAUGGUCUUUUCGAACAGGUGAUUCAUUUUCAGGCACUCCCAUGAGUCAGGGAACUAUUAUUGUCUAGCAACGGAACAGGAAGGUGAAUAAUGACCUCUAACACCCAUCAUCGUUAGAGACACCCACGUGAGAAAGCCUAACUUUUUAAACAGUUAUUAAAGGUAGUGUGGUAAAAGAUAGGUCCCAGUAAUUAUAAAACUCAUAAUGAACUGUUCCAUUUUUGUAUUCAGAAAGGAGUACCCCCCUGCUUGUUGUGUUAUCGAUAAGGUGCACAGAAAGAUCGCACCAUAAUCAAGUUAAUAUCGAAUUCACUACAAACAAAUUCCAAUUCCUACAAACAAAAACUAGCACGAAUGAAAAGAACAUGGACCUUUUUCCGUUUGACGUGAGAUCAUUUUUCUUUAUUUUCCUGUUGUAAUUAAAAGGUGCACAAGUUAACAGCAAAGAAUUGCAGAAAACAUUUUGGCCACAUGUUGACCAUCUUCUAUUUUGUGUGAAUCAGUAACCAGGGCAUGUCUAUUCUUCGAAUUGAAAAUUCUGUGGAGAUUUAAUUUAUCCAUGGUUAAAUUUCAUGCUUUUUAUCAGAUACUAGAAGUACAUUAAACGGGACAUUUCUUCACAUGGUUAUUGUACUUCUUUGUUGCAGGUGGAGCUGGACAGUAACUGACUCUGUUACAGAAUGUGCUUGAGAUAAGUUCAAGAGCUGAUAUUGGAUAUUGGAACUCCUCCAUACUAAGAGAAAUGUUUUGAGUUAGUGAUCACCAGCCAAUUUGCCUGCGUCAUUAUAGAGGCGAAAGGUUAAGACAGCUUUCAUAGAGUGACAGAAAAUAUGAAGGCGAGUUAAGAGAGACAAUGUGAUGUUAUAUGACAAAUGAUUGGUUAGCUAUAUUGUAUAAAGUCUAGGAUACUUCCUACUGUUACUUUGGAAUUCUCUGGUCUCUUGAAGCUUCUUGCAUGGAGGACACAGAUUCCCCAGAUUAUUCUGUUUUAUUUUAAACUCAAGAUUUGUAAUGAACAACUAUUGACUCUGAGUGCUCCUUCAACAUCAUUGCUGCCAAUACAACUUCACCCACGUAAAAGGGACGAGGUGGAAAAGCGAAAAAAAUAUUUCCUCAACAUCAUCUCAAUUAUUUAUUAAGCUUUUUCAAGCUUAUUGUUUUUUCCUGUACUCAAAUCACCCGACCACAAUCUAUUCUAGCGCCAUUCGCAAUGGACUUUGUCCGUUGAAUCACUGUAAUGUAAUGAAUGCGUACUGAUACUACGCACGGCCAGAUACGCAGAUACUGCGCAGUCUUGACCGGUUUUGGGAAGCCGGUGGUAAGUAUGUCGGACAGUCGGCUAUUUUCGUAGGCUGAUAUGAGUCACCCAUACGUUCGGACGAUGAGAUGAGCCCCCUACAGCUUCAAAAAAGAGAAGCUCACCUCCGCGUCCCUGUCUCAUCCCUCGCUCCGGACAUGGCCAGGGUCCUUCUCCUCUCCGCCCUGCUGGCAUCUCUCAGCUGCUCCAGGGCAGCCGUCAUCACGGGGGCUUGUGAGAGAGACCUGCAGUGUGGCCUGGGGACCUGCUGUGCCGUCAGCCUCUGGCUGCGGGGCCUGCGCAUGUGCACGCCCAAGGGGGUGGAGGGGGACGAGUGCCACCCCUUCAGCCACAAGGUGCCCUUUUUUGGAAAACGGCAGCAUCACACCUGUCCCUGUCUUCCUCAUUUAGUGUGCACCAGGUACACAGGUAGCAAAUACAGGUGUACCAGCGACUUCAAAAAUAUAGACUUUUAAUACCACAGAGGAAGAAGUACCAGAAGACAGCAGCACAAAAACCUGACUAGGAAACAGCUUGCCCGAGGAUGAACAGCACAAAGGACGAUCCUAACAUCCUAACGUCUAUAUGGUUGUACACAGUGCACCGUUUCCAUCAUUUUGACUUAGGUCAAUACUCAGAUGAUGUACUGUAAUUCCACUGUUAGCACUAAUCAUGAUGCCAUUAUGACAUAUCAUAAGAAUGCCCAUGUUUAAUCUCCGUGGGCCUUAAUAGUCGCCUCUCCUCUGUGAUUUUGCUGGGGUCUUAAACCCAUUCACCCUUCAGUACAUCCAUGUUUGUGAAACUCUUUCUUGACCACGACUGACUUAGCUUAUUCAUCUUAUCUGCUUUGGAUGUUUUCAUUCAUGUAAAGAGUCUGGAACAAUACAGGAAGAAGAGAGUGAGCGUUUACUCUUCAAAGGUGAAUAAUAAGACAGCUAAAAGGUCUGGCUCUGUCUGGAGUUGGGUAUAUGUGUCUGUAUGGAGAGAGCACUUAAAUAUUGAGUAUUGUUUAUUAUAUUCUGUAGUUAAAAGAAAAGAUCUUUCAAAAGUGUACCUAUAUUUGGAAAUAAAUCUUAAACUGAA